Molecule: messenger RNA, 2904 nt
Organism: Olea europaea var. sylvestris
Lineage: Eukaryota; Viridiplantae; Streptophyta; Magnoliopsida; Lamiales; Oleaceae
Product: phosphatidylinositol 4-kinase gamma 8-like
Exons: 3
Coding region: 226-1887 (553 amino acids)
Source: RefSeq, a predicted model, not a curated record
GUUUGCAGUUUAUUGUGGUGAUUUUAAGCGGAGGAGCGAGGGACUAAGAGGAUGGUGGUCGGAGAUUAGCACCAUUGUUUUUAUUGUUGAUAUUUGCAGCCUUUUUAGGCAAAUCUCGAGUAAGAAUAAAUUGAUACAUGAUGUCUAAUCUCCCAGGGAAGACUAACCCUCUAGGGAUCCUUUGAAAAGCCGCCCUUAGCAUGUAUUAUAGCCUUUUUUACCUGCAUGACAUUCCUCAAGAUGGCUGUUGCCGUUGAUCCAGGUCAUGGGUUCAGGCCCUUUGCUCGACCUCCUAGAUGCAAACUCCAGUCUUACACUGAGCUUGAUUACACAAUGCUCAACUUCAGCCAAUCCAAGCUUACAUACUCCUUGAAACAUACAUUUGAGUUCACUAACAUCCACAAAAGUUUCUCCACCCCAUGCCUAUCUCAUUCCUCUAGAGUUGAGGAUGAAUCUGAUAUCAAUGCUAGGAUUGAAAUCAUUGGUGGUUGUGCCACACCAAAAGUACGUACUAUGGUAAUUGAGGUUGCCAUAGCUAUGGCAUCUGGAGUCAAUCCUGAGCCAGUCUCUAGUGGGCUUGGUGGGGCCUAUUUUCUUCGCACUCGUAAUGGUGAUCCUAUAGCCGUUGCAAAGCCCAUAGACGAGGAACCUCUGGCAUUCAAUAAUCCGAAAGGGUUUGGUGGCCGUAUGUUUGGCCAACCAGGAAUCAAACGCUCAAUCAAGAUAGGAGAAACUGGCCUGCGCGAAUCUGCUGCUUAUCUUCUUGACCAUGGUGGAUUUGCCGGUGUCCCUCCUACAGUAUUAGUUAAAUUUUCUCAUGUCAAAUUUAAUGUAAAUAGUUCAGAACCAGUUCUGGCCCCGCUUUAUAAGAUUGCAUCACUUCAACGUUUUGUAAAUCACGAUUCUGAUGCGGGAGAUUUGGGCCCUUCAGGCUUCUCAGUCUCGUCUAUUCACCGUAUAGGGAUACUAGAUGUUAGACUGAUGAAUCUUGACAGACAUGCUGGUAACAUGCUAGUGAAGCAAGGGCAAGAGAGUUAUGCUGUGGGAAAAGCUGAGCUAGUUCCUAUAGACCAUGGAUUUUGCUUACCUGAAUCACUUGACGAUCCAUAUUUUGAGUGGUUGCAUUGGCCACAAUCCACUAUACCUUUUUCAGAGUCUGAAGUUGAAUACAUAUCCAGUCUCGAUCCAUUUAAAGAUGCAGAGCUGCUAAGAGUUGAACUUCCAGCAAUUAGGGAGUCCUCCAUUCGGAUUCUUGUGCUUUGCACAAUCUUUUUGAAGCAAGCAACGGAUUAUGGAUUUUGUCUCGCUGACAUAGGUGAAAUGAUGACUAGAGAGUUUGAAGGAGAAGAAGAGAAUUGGAGUGCAUUUGAGAACAUCUGUAUAAAUGCUAGGGCUAGCUUGAACUGUGGAAGAAGUGAUGAUAUUCUUAGCAGUGAUCAUGAUGGAGAUGAAGUUUGUGAGAUAUUCCAAUUUGAUGAAAAUGAAUAUGGUCCUAAUCAGGUUUUAGAUUUUGCUCAGAACUUACAGAAUUUUGCGGCAAUAAGUGUUAAGCCACCAAAAAUUUCAAGAUAUUCGUCGCUGAGUAUAUUAGAUGACUCGAUGAUGUUUCCUUUGAAUGAAAAUGUCAAUUGCCAAGAAUUGAGCACCGGAUUGGAUGAUAAUGCAAAUGAGGAUGAGAAUUCCAAGGCAGGUCGCUUGAUGAGAAGUGUGAGUUUCGCUUUUCCAAAAUAUAGCCAUGACGCUGAAGGAAUUUCUUUCGGGGAAAUGAAUGAUCAGGAAUGGGUAUUAUUCUUGGAUAGUUUUGAAAAACUUCUGCCAGAGGCGUUUGAGGGAAGAAAGUCCAUAGGCUUGCCAAAGCUAAGGUUGGGAUCCUCUUGUGAAUUCUGAAGAACUUUUGAAGUGAAAGAACUGCCUGUAAGUAGCAGCAUCAGUUAACUGUAUGCUAACCCGUAGAUUACAAUCGUAGGAUGUAGAUAAAAUUUUAGUGCAAGAGGAAAAGCGAUGGUAAAGCUGCCAUCCUUUCCAUCGGCACCCUUUCCUCCUCCUUCCCGUCCAUUUCCUACUUUUCUUCUUUUUCGUUUUAUUUCUGUUUCUUUAUAAUCUUAGGAGUUGUAUACUAGUGUAGAGGAUUUUCCUUUUUAUGAAUAAUCUUGUAAUUGCAGUCUUGAAUUGUGAGGCAUCGAAUCCUGACUAUUAAUUGGUUUAGAUAUGUAUAAAUAUCUAUUAAUGAUUAAUGAUUGUGUACAGUAUUCCAUCUUAUCAACCUUAUAGAAGAACAAUAAUAUCUGUUGCUAUCGAUGUGGUUUGAUUAUUUAUGUUAUGUGCAUUGAAAUUUUUUCUCUGUUUAAACAUUAGGAAGGCGGUAUAUUUCAUUUUCAUAGUGAAGUUCAUUCAGGUAGAGAAAUUCCAAUUGGAGUUUUCAGGGAUUUUGGUAAUGCUUCCAUCAAUAUUGGCUCAGUUUCUUUGGCAUCAUUACUCGCGCUCAAGUCAUGUCAGGUCGUGUACAUGGUGUUGAUUGAAGUCCUGCCAUGAGGACGAGCAGAACUCUUGUCUAGAACUUUUUUCUUCAGUUGUGUGGCCCUGACUGACAUAGGGAAAUUUAAAUAAAAAAAGUUUGCCCCGCUCCGCCCCUAAAGCUUUGUGAGGGAGGUAAAUUACGGGAUGUGCUUCAACAGGUCAAGGAACAGGAGCUGUCUGUACACUGCGCCUACAAGGAGUCCAAUUUCAUGUUUCAAGAAUCGACCCCCCAUACUGCGACUGCUAGCAAGGUGUGAGAUAACAUUACUCCUGUCAUUUGCACCACUAGACUAUGCCCCAAGGGGCGAUAUAGGAAAACUUAACAUUUAUCAAGUGAUUGCGAACUUGUAUUGGCAUCAUAAUUUACUUGUGCUCUUCUUUUCACCA